Molecule: messenger RNA, 1481 nt
Organism: Rhinichthys klamathensis goyatoka
Lineage: Eukaryota; Metazoa; Chordata; Actinopteri; Cypriniformes; Leuciscidae
Product: interferon-induced protein 44-like
Exons: 7
Coding region: 1-1380 (459 amino acids)
Molecular function (GO): GTP binding
Source: RefSeq, a predicted model, not a curated record
AUGGCGUUCAGUUUCGGAGUGCCCUUUACUCUCAACGCUCCACUUACUUUAUCAGAAGAGCAAAGAAAGCAGCUCUGUGGUUUGCUGGGGAAUGUUGAACUGACUCUUCUCUACAAAGCUUCUGUUCAUGGAUAUAAUGCUUCUGCCUUCCAUCAGCGAUGUGACCAUCAGGGUCCCACUUUACUUGUAGCCUAUAACAGAUCAGGCUACAUCUUUGGUGGAUACACUAGUGUAGAUUAUACUCAAAGUGGACGGCAAAUUACAGAUGAGGAAGCUUUCCUGUUCAGCAUUCGAGGCGAGAUCCCUGUGUGCAUCAAAGUUAAUAGUGGACAUUAUGCACGUCUUGAUGACGCUGGAGGACCCAACUUUGGUGAUCAGUUGUACUUUUGCUACAACAACCAACCAGCUUUGUAUCAUCAAGUACAGCAUUUAUUUGGAAGUGUGAGGGUUAAUCCAUUCAAUUUUAAUCCUGCCACACUGUAUGGGAAUGACACUCAGUUGAAUGAAUGUGAGGUGUACAAAGUGGAACGGAAUCCUCAGAUCAGUGUCAAGAUGAAGCCAUGGAGGAAUGUUCAGUGGACAGAAAAACGAAGAGACGAGCUCAUGAAAAUGAUCAGGAAUUAUAAACCCAUGAUGACGUCUGUGAGUCGGGUCAGAAUUCUAAUGAUCGGUCCUGUAGGUGCUGGAAAAUCCAGUUUCUUCAACUCCAUCAACUCCGUCUUCAUGGGCCGCAUGACCAGCAAAGCCAUGUCAGGAUCUGCAGGCACUAGUCUGACCACACAGUUUCGCACAUACACAGUGAAAGACGGCCGUGAAGGAAAGCCGUUGCCAUUUGUGUUGUGUGACACCAUGGGACUCGAGGAGCAAUCGGGUGCAGGACUGGAUAUUGAUGACAUCAGCAGCAUUCUUCAAGGUCACGUACCAGACCGCUAUAAAUUCAACCCCACAACACCGUUUCAACCGGAUGAGCAAAAGGCCUCCAGACCUGCAUCUCUACAGGAGAAGAUCCACUGUGUGGUGUAUGUGAUCGACGCCACCAAAAUCUCCCUCAUGUCAAGCAAACUAGAGGAAAAACUUGCAGCCAUACGCAGAAAAGUGAACACACUGGGCAUUCCCCAGAUGGUUUUGAUGACAAAAGUAGAUGAAGCAUGUCCUGAUGUGAUGGAAGAUCUUCAAAAUAUUUAUAUGACUUCUUACAUCAAGACGAAGGUGCAGGAGGUGAGCUCUCGGUUGGGUGUGCCGGUGUCUUGUGUGUUACCGGUGAAGAACUACAGUCAGGAGCUGGAGCUGGAGCUCAACUGUGACGUCCUGCUUCUCACCGCUAUACAGCAGAUGCUCAACUUUGCAGACGACUAUCUGGAUGAUGUUGGUCCUAUUUAGGACAAUCUUAUAAAGUGCUACUAGUGGAGUUUUAUCUCCCUUUGUAGCUGAUUUAAUAUUAUAUUUGUGUGUAAGCUUGUACUCAUUAUUAUCGAUGUACA